This is a messenger RNA of Trichechus manatus latirostris (Florida manatee), 2056 nucleotides long. It is a transcript of the gene CCDC9, whose product is annotated as coiled-coil domain containing 9. The record is from RefSeq and is a predicted model, not a curated record. Bases 275 to 2008 code for a protein of 577 amino acids. NCBI's taxonomy places the organism in Eukaryota, Metazoa, Chordata, Mammalia, Sirenia, Trichechidae. The transcript is spliced from 15 exons.
AACCAGCCUACCCAGCUCACGCUUCCACCGCCAAGGCGCCGCUCCUUUAAGACUCCCGGAAGCGGGCCGCGGGGACCGGAUGUGACCCUCUUUAUUUCUCCUCAUCAUGUGAUGCGGGAGGGAAGUGACGCGUGCGCCCUGGGAGUUGUGGACGCGGAGGCCGACAGUCCGGAGUCGCGGUCGCCGCGGAGUUUUCGGGACAGGAACCCACAGCGCUGCGUCUAGAUUCUGCAGGGGAGGUGUGCUGGGACCACGGCCCCAGCCAGCCAGCAAAAUGGCGGCCACCCUGGAUCUGAAAUCAAAGGAGGAGAAGGAUGCUGAGUUGGACAAGAGGAUUGAGGCCCUUCGGCGGAAGAACGAGGCCCUUAUCAGGCGCUACCAGGAGAUUGAGGAGGACCGGAAGAAAGCAGAACUCGAGGGGGUGGCGGUGACAGCCCCCAGGAAGGGCCGCUUGGUGGAGAAGGAGAAUGUGGCGGUUGAGGUGGAGAAGAGCCUGCGUCCAUCCCGGAGGUCUCCUGGGACUCCUCGGCCCCCAGGGCCCAGCAAAGGGAGCCGGACCCCUCCCCAGCGGGGAGGCCGGGCAGGUGCGGGCCAGGCAGCCCGCAGCUGGGAAGAGAGUCCCGGGGAGCAGCCUCGAGGAGGAGCUGGGGGCCGCGGCCGGAGGGGCCGGGGCAGAGGGGCCCCUCAUCUCUCUGGGGCUGGAGACGCCGCAACCACCACUGCUGACCGCAAAUCCAAGGAGUGGGAGGAGCGGCGCCGGCAGAACAUUGAGAAAAUGAACGAGGAGAUGGAGAAGAUUGCAGAGUACGAGCGGAACCAGAGGGAGGGGGUGCUGGAGCCAAACCCGGUGCGCAACUUCCUGGACGACCCCCGGCGGCGCAGCGGGCCCCUGGAGGAGCCUGAGCGAGACCGCCGAGAGGGCAGCCGCCGGCACGGGCGCAACUGGGGGGGCCCUGACUUCGAGCGGGUGCGCUGCGGCCUUGAGCAGGAACGGCAGGGCCGCCGGGCUGGCCUGCGAGGUGCUGGCGACAUGACGCUGUCCAUGACCGGCCGGGAGCGGUCAGAGUACCUGCGGUGGAAGCAGGAGCGGGAGAAGAUCGACCAGGAGCGGCUGCAGAGGCACCGGAAGCCCACCGGCCAGUGGCGGCGGGAGUGGGAUGCUGAGAAGACCGACGGGAUGUUCAAGGAUGGCCCAGCCCCUGCACUUGAACCAUCCCACCGCUAUGAUAACCAACCCUGGGCCCGGCCCCCUAAGCCCCCCACUUUUGGGGAGUUCCUAUCCCAGCACAAAGCUGAGGUCAGCAGACGCAGGAGGAGAAAGAGCAGCCGUCCUCAGGCCAAGGCUGUCCCCCGUGCCUACAGCGACCACGAUGACCGUUGGGAGACAAAGGAGACAGUGUCCCCGGCCCCUGAGCCCCCCCAGCCCACUCCCCCCGAGGAGUUGCACACACAGCCACCCGAGGCUCCUGCCCCUGCCCACCGGCCUCCUGAAGACGAGGGGGAAGAGUACGAGGGGGAGGAGGACGAGGAGUGGGAGGACAUAAGUGAGGAUGAGAGUGAGGAGGAGGAGGAGGAGAUGGAGGAGGAUGAAGAGGGUGCGGAGGAGGAGGAAGAAACUGCCCCAGACCACCACCCCCAAGAGGCCGACUCCACUGGGCACCCUGCCAGUGAGCCGGCCGACCCAGCACCUUCCACGCCCGAGGAGUCCCUGCUGCUUGCCCAGGCCCCUGCCACACCGACCAGCCCCUUCUCGCCCCCUGGGGGCCACCAGCCUGUAUCCGACUGGGGUGAAGAGAUGGAGCUGAACUCCCCCCGGACCGCCCACCCGGCUGGUGCCCUUUCUCCGGGAGGUGACCAGCCGGCUUCCGCCUCCGUGGAGAGUGGGCCCAGCCUCCCAGGAAGCCAGAAAGCUGAAGAGAAGGGGUCUGAGGCAGCUUCAGAGGCAGGCCCCGAGGCCCAUGAGACGGCGGAGAUCACCGACUUCCAGAGGGCCUCCCCGAAUUCCUGAAGACGCUGCUGGGAGGGUCCUGAAGCACCCUCGCCUUGAUAGGGGGGC